GUGUCCUUAAAGACCCACUUUCAUUUAGCGUCUCUCACUCUGUAAAACUACAAAACCCAGAGGCUUCCGCGAUUCUAAUUUCUUUGCGCUGAUUGGUCCACUCAGAAUCCAAUCCGGUGGCGGAGACGUGUCUUGCAGACAGAGCAUCCUUCCGUCAUGGCGUCUGUUUGGGCUAAAUCCUUCGCUAACCUGCCGGCUGUGUCUGUUUUCCUCCUCCUGUUGCUAUGUCUGCCGCCCGGGGGAGGCCAAAAGAAGAAGGAGAACCUGCUGUCAGAGAAGGUUGACCAGAUGAUGGAGUGGUCUUCUCGGCGUUCAGUCGUCCGGAUGAACGGGGACAAGUUCCGUCGCUUCGUCAAGGCUCCACCAAGGAACUACUCUGUCAUCGUCAUGUUCACAGCUCUGCAGCCUCAAAGGCAAUGUUCUGUCUGUAGGCAGGCCAAUGAGGAGUACCAGGUCCUGGCAAACUCAUGGCGUUACUCAUCUGCAUUUUCAAACAAGCUCUUCUUCACAGUAGUGGACUAUGAUGAGGGAGCUGAUGUUUUCCAACAGCUUAAUAUGAACAGCGCUCCAACCUUCAUGCAUUUCCCGGCUAAAGGAAAGCCAAAGAGGGCCGAUACGUUUGAUCUGCAAAGGAUUGGUUUUGCUUCUGAGCAGCUGGCUAAGUGGAUUGCAGACCGCACAGAUGUCCAGAUUCGUGUCUUCCGUCCUCCUAAUUAUUCAGGGACUAUUGCUUUGGCUCUGUUAGUGUCUCUGGUUGGAGGGCUGCUCUAUCUGAGGAGGAACAACUUGGAGUUCAUAUACAACAAGACUGGAUGGGCCAUGGCUGCACUGUGUGUAGUUUUUGCAAUGACAUCUGGUCAGAUGUGGAAUCACAUUAGAGGUCCUCCCUACGCCCACAAAAACCCCCAGAAUGGACAAGUGAGUUAUAUUCAUGGAAGCAGUCAGGCUCAGUUUGUGGCUGAGUCUCACAUCAUCCUUCUCCUGAAUGCUGCAAUCACCAUGGGGAUGGUGCUGCUGAAUGAAGCUGCCACUUCCAAGGGGGAUGUUGGCAAGAGAAGAAUCAUCUGCCUGGUUGGCCUUGGCCUGGUGGUGUUCUUCUUCAGCUUCCUGCUCUCCAUUUUCAGGUCCAAGUAUCAUGGAUACCCAUACAGCUUUCUUAUUAAGUAAAAAAGGAGAAGAAAAGGUCAAAGUCAAGACGAAGAGGUGGUAGGUGUGAGAACAAGAGAAGAUACUUGAAGAGGAGGAAGCAGUGUGUGGUUUCUUUUUAUUUGUAUGUUCUUUUUUUAUCAACUGCUAUCAUCAACUCUGUAAGCAGAAUAGAAAGUAAAUUAUUCCUUCUUG
Messenger RNA from Scomber japonicus (chub mackerel), 1341 nucleotides. It is a transcript of the gene tusc3, whose product is annotated as tumor suppressor candidate 3. Gene Ontology annotation, cellular component: oligosaccharyltransferase complex. The coding region runs from base 157 to 1167 and encodes 336 amino acids. The transcript is spliced from 10 exons. The record is from RefSeq and is a predicted model, not a curated record. NCBI's taxonomy places the organism in Eukaryota, Metazoa, Chordata, Actinopteri, Scombriformes, Scombridae.